GGGCUUGAAUUUGAGAUCCUCCUGCCUCAACCUCCUAAAGUGCUGAGAUUAUGGUUGUGCCAUUUUUCCCUUAAGCGCAUAGUGAUCUGUGGGAAAGUCCAGGGGAGAUGCUGGGGUAUUUUACUUUCCCAGGGAGCUGUGUCCAGGGAUGAACCUCAGGCCCCGUGUCCAUGCUGGUUGGAGAAGUGGUGUGGUGGGAUUUUGUUUACAGGACCCGGAGGAAGAACUGGAGUGGUUUGCUCAAUGGAACUAAGAGUCUAUGGAGAGGGUCCCAGAGGUGGGUGGAAUCCUGAGGAGGCCCUGUGAGUACCCUGCUCUGUGCAGGGCGUUUGUUCAGAGAUCCACCAGAUCAGGGAUGCUCAGCCCAGCUACCCACCUGCCACCGUGACCUUGCCUCAGUGACUGCACCUCAUGAGAACAGCUCGCGACACAUCCACACGGCUCCAUCUGCUGAGGCCAGGGAGCUGGGCCCCUGGAAAAUCCAGGGCAAAUCCUGGACCAAGCCAGACUCUUGUUUGCUCCAUGCAGGGAGGAACUUGGGUGCCAGAGUGUAGCUCACUGAAGGUGGUUUGUCCUUUGUUCUGACUGGGACAUCCUGGUAGCCCAGUGGUGGGUGGGGUCAGAAGAGGCUGGUAAGACCUGGUUUCCUCUGGUUCCAACACUGGGCCACGUAGAAAGGAAGACAGAGGGAUCUGGGGUGUGAUGGAAGACAGGCUGCUUCCCGGUGUGAGCAGCUUCCUGAGGGGGCAGCUCUCAGCGACAGCUGCUGUGGGUAUCUUUGGGUGGGCUGGGUCCUCGAACACUGCAGGCAGAUGGCCCUGCCGGUCCCCAGACCUGAGGUGCCCCUCCUGUGCCGGGAUCUGGGAGAUGGCUUCCUAUUCACAUGGUCCAGCUGCUGGCCGAGGGCCCCACCCCAUCUCCACACUCAGAGUGGGGGAGUCUGGGCACAGCACCGCUCUGUGCCUCUUAUUUCCUCACCUGCUCCUUGGGGCUGUUCCUGGUCCCUACCUCAAGGUAGUUGAAGCUCUGGGGAGAGGAAUUACGAGCCUAGGCAUGGCCUGGUGGGCGAGGGCACAGUCUCCUGUGUGGCCCCCCUUCGUAGGCACACAGGCCUGUGGCAGCUAAGAAGAGCAGUUACCCACGUGACCACGAAGAGCUCUGUGUGUCUUUUGUCUGAUGACCAUCUAGAGCUGGCAUUGCCACUCCACCAAGAGAUUUGCCAGCUGAAUCAGAAGCAAAACAAGCUGUCAUGCCAGCACUGGGAGGCUGAGGCAGGAGGGUCACACGUUUGAGCCCAGCCCAGGCAAUUUAGCUACUCAUCGAGCUCCUGUCUCAAAAUAACAGAAAUGGACUGGGGAUGUACCUGAGUGUGAAGACCCUAAGAUUAAUCACUAGUACUGACAGAAAACAAAACAUGUCUGAAAAAGUUAAAAGUCUGAUAGAUUGGCAAACAAACCUGGUCAGGGGGCUGUUGUGAAAUGUGUCGGAACUUGGCAGAGUCCUGCUGUCAGUAAGGUAGAGUCGAGUGGCUGCCACUAGGACUGUCUGCCUUUUCUGCCUGACUCUGCAUUUUCUGUUCCUUCCUCAGGAGAAUGAAUGAAGGGUAGGGAAGAAAACCCUUUUUAACCAGGCUUCUGAAUUCAGAAAUUUAUUUUACAAAUGGCUGUUUGAUAUGAAACAGGUGUAGUCAGAAGAUAACAGCAAGUAAAAAGCAUGAUGGAGUCGGAGAACUCAGUAAUUACCUGACAGCUAUAAGAGAAACAACCGAGGUAAUCCAGCUACCCACAGAUGAAAAAUUCGUGAGAAAGUACUGAGAACGAAGCUGGAAUUCUGGGUCUGGUGGGCCCACGGCCGGGCGGAGAGACCCCUGUACUCGUCUGUGCUCACUGUGUGGCGUCUGUCUUGGUGCUGUCCCCUGCAGGUCCUGGCACCGGCUGACCUCCCCUGGCACCUCUCAUCUGGGCAUCUCUGCUCUGCCCUUGGCUAGACGGUCACAUUUCCAGUGCAGGCCUGGCAAGAUGCUGCCUCUUGAGAAGGUUGUGGCCUCUCCUAGGAGCCCCCCAACACCUCCUGAACCACUCAUGCUAGGCUCAGAAGAUGCAGCCCAGCAGGGGGAACCUGAGGCUGAAGCUGAUGCCAAGCUUGAGGCCAGGGUCACUGCUGCGACCGAGGCUGAGGCCAUUGCUGAGGUUCGUGAGGGCGUGGCCAAGGUCGAUGCCGAUGCAGCUGAGGUCAGUACUGGUGCCGCUGAGGUCCCUGCCGAUGCUGCAGAGGUUGAUGUUGAUGCCGAAGUCAAUACCGGUGUGGGUGAGGUUGAUGCCGAUGAGGCUGAGGUCAGUGCCAACAGGGCCGAGGUCCAGACCGAUGCUGCCAAGGAUGAAAUCGAUGCCGAGGUCCAGGCCGAUGCUGCGGAGUUUGAAGUCGAUGCCGAGAUCCAGGCCGAUAGUGUUGAGGUCCAGGCCGAUGCUGCCGAGGUUGAUGCCCUCACGGCUGAGGUUGAUCCUGACGCAGCCGAUGUUGAUGCUGAUGCUGGGACUGGCUGUGAGAGGACCCCUGUGGACCUUGAGUUCUCCCGCCUGCGCUUCCGCGAAUUUGCCUACCAGGAAGCAGCAGGGCCGCACCAGACCCUGGCCCGGCUCCAUGAACUGUGCCGACAGUGGCUGCGGCCUGAGUCCUGCUCCAAGGAGGAGAUCCUGGAGAUGCUGGUGCUGGAGCAGUUCCUGGGCAUCCUACCUGACAGGGUCCGCCCCUGGGUGGUGGCCCAGUAUCCUGAGAACUGCAAGAAGGCAGCUUCCCUGGUGGAAGGCCUCUCGGAUGUCCUGGAUGAGCCAGGGAUGCUGCUGUGUUCCCCUGGGGGGUCAUCCUCUGAGCUCGGCGAGGGAGCGUGUGAGCGGCGCUCAGACCCACUGCUAUUGCCAGAGCUGCCUUCCCUCCUUCCAGCCUGGCCUGCCCUGGAGUCCAUGCUUCUGGAACAGGGGAGUGUUGGGGGAGAAAAGUCCGGGGAGGCUGACUCUGCCAAAACUGAGCUGGAGAAGCCAAAGUCGUUCUCAGAGGAGCCCCUGCCCUUGGUGGAGUGGGGUCACCUGGAUCCCGCAGAGGAGAACCUGCAGAGCUACAGGAAGCUGCUCCUCUGGGGAUAUCAGCUUUCUCAGCCUGAUACUGUUCCUAGGCUGGAGACUGGGGAGGCUGGAUUGGAGGACCUGGACCUGCCAGAAGACAGUGGCCCAGGUGACGGGGCGCAUCAGGAAAGCGAAGGGGAUACGUGUGAGGACGUGUCUGGGCGUGAGGUGCUCACAGACGGGCUUGCUGAGGAUGCUCCCGUGAGCCCUUCAGGGGACGUGGCCCAGGAGGAAGCACAGCCUGAGAAGGUUCCGGAUGACCAGGGAGAGGAGGACUCUAAGCGGGGAGCCAUACCACCACUGGAAGAGCAGGACAAGGAUGCAGUGGGGCUGGCCAGCCUGCAGCCAGGUGCUGGAACAAAGAGGCCCCACCCAGAGGACGAGGAGGAGGAGGAGGGCGGAAGGGAGGAGGGUCCUGAGUGUGUCUCCAGCAGUGCGGGGAAGGAGCUGGCCCCAGAAGACUUCGGGACCCCAGUGGAGCAGGACCAGGCCCCAGGCCCGUCCUCAGCAGCCAGCCCCGCAAUGGUUGAGGCUGGAGCUGGCCGCGGGCAGCCGUAUCCCUGCAGUGAGUGCGGGGAAGCCUUUGCAUGGAUCGCCCACCUUGCUGAGCACCACAGCAGCCACAGCAGCAAGAAGCACCGCGCCUGCCCUGACUGCUAGGAACACUUGGGCCUGGCCACUGAGCACUGGGGCCCUCGAGGAAGAGGAAGAGGCCUGGAGCCCACGUGGGGAAGACUGCAGCUCUGUGUGUGCGGAGGGUGUUAUGAGCAUCCCAUGAGAUGAGUUUGGCCUGGCCGUGAAUCCUGAAGUGUGCCCUUGGAGGUUUCCUGUGAUGUCUUUAGAUAAUCACUCUCCUAAGGUUGACUAAAGCACUUAAAAGUGGAGAGUCCUGAGGGAAACUCCCUCCCCUCCAGAAACACCCUGGGAAGAUGCUCACAGAGUGUAAGCUGCUUUCUUCCAUUCACUUCAGCACCACCCCAUGUGGGGUCAUUUGACAGAGUGUAGAGUUGCCUUACAGUGUGUGAUUGUUGGCGCUUUGCUAGUCAUCUUUGCCUUGACUGCUCCUUUUCUUUGAGCUAAGUUUGUUCAAGAAUUCUUGACAGAUGUUUUGUCAUUUUUAUACAUGUACGAUGUCAAGUUCAUCUCUGAAUCCUCAAAAGUGGAAACUGUUUCCUAGUUUAACUCAUGUGUCUUUACUUGUGUAGAGUGGCUGGAAAGAUCCCCAAAUGCUUGGAGCCUGUAACAGUUUUCAAACUGUUGGCUCCAGCCCGUUAGUGAAUUGUAAAAUCAAAUCAGUGGAUGGCCACUGGCUUUACAAAGCAACAAAGUAGAGUAGAAUAGGUCAGAAUGCAUUGUGUAGUGAAGGCAUAUACUGUUUUGUGAAACUUUUCAGCUAUGUAUCUAAAUAUGAAGGUGUAUUUAUUAGGGGGCUGAGAUAAAAAUGGGUUGAAAAUACUAAUAAAGGUUGAUGAAGACAUCUGUCUGCCUGAGCAAUGGUAACUAAACUCCUUGGGCUCCAUAAGGUGAUCUUUUGGUUUUACAUUGAUCCUGAUUGCGGCAUUGAUUCUGUUGCCUGAACACUGAGUUGCUCCCUCUAGAUACAAAAGUCGGUGCCUCUUUCUGUCACUGAGCAGGCAUUCUGUGUGACAACCCACAAAUCACUGAGGCUUAACAUAAUAAAGUAUUUAUUUCUUCACUCACA
Molecule: messenger RNA, 4821 nt
Organism: Fukomys damarensis (Damara mole-rat)
Lineage: Eukaryota; Metazoa; Chordata; Mammalia; Rodentia; Bathyergidae
Gene: Zscan18
Product: zinc finger and SCAN domain containing 18
Exons: 7
Coding region: 2019-3779 (586 amino acids)
Source: RefSeq, a predicted model, not a curated record